Stylophora pistillata is the source of this 3539-nucleotide messenger RNA. Its product is annotated as dimethylglycine dehydrogenase, mitochondrial. Lineage: Eukaryota; Metazoa; Cnidaria; Anthozoa; Scleractinia; Pocilloporidae. Gene Ontology annotation, molecular function: protein binding. The record is from RefSeq and is a predicted model, not a curated record. Gene Ontology annotation, cellular component: mitochondrion.
GUUGACUUUCAAAGACAGUCUAGCCAGCUAUAUAUAAUUUUAUUCCCUUGAGCACAGGCUACGUUGUUCAGUUGAAUUCAAAGAUCGACAAAGAUGUGCAAUAUUUAACUUCCUGAGGUGAAUGUGUCUUAGUUGUCUUGUUCAUCAUGUCAAGCUUGUUACGAUCGCGUUCGACUUGGACCCCGAUAUAUCGUGCCGCGUUGAGAGAAAAAUUUAGGAAAGCUGACUCAAGAGUUUUGUCGACUGGUCGAUUUGGCUUGAACUCUUCUUCUCAAGACUCGAGUGAACAAAAGCUGAGUAAACAACUGAAAGAGGAUGGUGAGGCUGUUAUUAUCGGCGGGGGAGUCCUAGGCACUAGUAUUGCUUAUCACUUGGCCAAAGCUGGAAUGAAAGACGUGAUCUUACUGGAGAAGUCAGAACUCACAGCUGGCUCAACUUGGCACUCGGCUGGUGUUACGUCUCACUAUAAUCCGGUGGUAAACAUGAAGCCUCUAACUCAUCAUAGCAUGUCCUUGUACAAACAGCUAGGACAGGAAACUGGACAGGACGUCGGGUUUCACAUGUGUGGCAGCAUUAGGAUUUGUACAACGCCGGAGAGACUGGAAGAGGCAAAGUAUCAGAUGCAAAGGCACGGUUGGAUGAAGGCACCACAAAGAUUAAUCACGACAGAGGAAGUAGCUCAAUUGCAUCCUCUUCUGAAUGUCGACGAUGUCUUAGGAGCUUUGUACUUCCCCGAGGAUGGCUACAUUGAUCCGUAUUCCUUGACACAGGCCCUCGCGAAAGGGGCGCGGAUGUACGGGGCCGAAAUAUACAUGCCAGCCCCAGUCACAGGAUUGAACUUCAGAUCUGAUGGUAAAUGGGACGUGACAACACCGCACGGCACAAUAAGAGCUAAACAUGUUGUUAAUGCAGCAGGUUUUUGGGGCAGAGAGAUUGGUUGCAUGGUAGGAGCCGAACUUUCUUUAGGUGUGGUUCAUCACCAGUUUCUCGUGACGGGGUCGAUCCCUGAAGUGGCAAGUUUGAAGAAGGAGCUUCCUUUCAUGAGGGACCUAGAAGGUUCAGUUUACUCUCGUCAGGAAAAGCAAGGCAUUCUGUUUGGUCCCUAUGAAAGCGCAGACGAAAUGAAAAUGGAGGAAGGGUGGUGGGACUCUGUCCCUGAGGGAUUUGGAAAGGAGUUAUUUGAAAGUGAUAUAGACCGCAUCAGUGAUUACAUAACCAACUCAAUGAAGAGAACACCAGUGCUCGCCAAUGCCGAAAUAAUAAGUAGCGUUUCAGGGCCUAUAACUUACGCGCCCGACGCCAUUCCCUUGCUUGGUCCCGAUCCAGAGGUACCUAAUAUGUGGCUAGCUCUCGGGACGGGUUACGGGAUCGGUCUCGCAGGUGGCAUCGGUAAGUACCUCUCUGAUUGGAUGGUCGAUGGAGAACCGCCGUUCGACCUCAUUGAAUGUGAGCCCGGUCGCUAUGGUAACUGGGCUACUAGGGAAUACGUUUUGGCAAAGUGUCGAGAGACGUACGGUUUUAAUAAUCAGAUGAUGCAUCCUAAGUUAGAGAGGUGGGCUGGGCGCCCCGUGAAGAUUAGUGGGAUAUACAAGAGACUUUGCCAGCGAGGUGCGCAAAUGGGGCAACGCGCUGGCUGGGAGCAACCGAACUGGUUGGCGCGCCCUGGGGAUGAGCCUGGAUUCAAACCCAGUUUUCGACGAACAAACUGGUUUGAGCCGGUUGGACGGGAAUGUGACUUGGUGCUGAGUAAAGUCGGUAUCAUAGACCUGACUCCUUAUGGGAAAUUUGAGGUCAAAGGAAAAGAUGCAGCUGACUUUUUGGAUAGGGUCUUUGCUAAUGAAUUGCCUGAAGUGGGGCACUCAAACAUAAGCCACAUGCUGACCCCAAAAGGGAAAGUGUAUGCGGAAAUGACUGUCACCUGCCUGGAAGCGGCUCGUUACUUUUUGGUCACAAGAAGUAACACGGAAUUUCAUGAUCUCAGAUGGUUGUUGGAAAACCAACGCAAGAGUAAUUAUGAUAUCAUCAUCACGAAUAUCACUGAUGAACUGGCUUGCCUGGGCAUUGCUGGGCAUCGUUCACGUGACGUUCUGUCAAAGAUGACAACAACGGACCUGAGCAAUGAAAGUUUUCCAUAUUUGGUAUAUCGUGACGUAGAGCUUACAGGAAUCCCUGUGCGGGCCAUUCGGUUCUCUUUGACAGGGGAGCUAGGAUGGGAGUUGUUUCACAAGAAGGAACACACGGCAGAUUUAUAUGAAGCUCUGCUCUCUGCUGGAGAGGAACAUGGCAUCGGAGACUUUGGCACCUACGCCCUUAAUUCCCUUAGACUAGAGAAAGGAAUCCGUAUGUGGGGCUUUGAGAUGAAUACGUCAACUACCGCCGUUGAAGCAGAUUUAAUGUCGUUUGUGAAAUUAGAUAAGGGUGUUGAAUUUAUUGGACGAGAAGCCCUCCUUGAAUUGAAAAGAGAUGACUGUGAGCGUAUCUUAUGUUUCAUGACGGUGGAUACAACAGAUGUGGACUCUGAAGGGAACGAAACCGUUUGGUACGGCAACAAGGUUGUAGGAUUUACCUCAAGUGGUUCGUUCAGUUAUCAGCUCAACAAGAGUAUAUGUUUCGCAUAUCUACCUCCAUCUCUAGCUGUUCUGGGCUCUCGAGUAGAAGUGGAAAUGUUAGGAAGCAAAUAUCCUGGAGUUGUUGUGAAGUAUCCAUUAUUUGAUGCUGAACCAAAUCGCGUGAAAGAGACGGAGGAAAAAGAGGUGUCUAGUCCUUUGCAUUUUAAGAAACCAAUGUAAUCCCCUUACGCCUCCUGAUAAGCUCUGCCUUUUCUCGAAAGUGACAAUGGUGCAUUGUUACUCAACGAAAGUAGUAAAUGGCUGCCUAGGCCGGGUAUGUGGAAAAAUAAGAUUAAUGAAAGAAUAAAUGAAUGCCGACGCAUUCAGUCGCAAAAGCCGACGCCCGUUACCCAGGAGGACCUUAUAGAUGUUGCACGUGCUGCAUUUUUUCUCUGGAGCAUACAUCGUCUGACCUGGCUCACCAUGUGCUUGACCAUGUCCCUGCAGGCAACUAGCUACGGUAGUUCGGGAUAUGAUAAAUUAAUGAAAAAAGUGAAAAUAGAAUGAAAGAAAUGCUCACUCUGAGAGAAAAUUCAGUCUCAAUACAGCUUCAAAGUAACCUUAAGUCGUUUAUGUAUGCUAUACAUUCACUAAGAAAUUUGCAAUUCCAAAAUCCACGGUAAAAAAUGUUUUAAACUAUACUGUCGACAUUACACUUUUCAAUCACACGUAAAAGAAGUUCUUUUCAAAAAUAGCCAAUUUCUGAAUCACCUUUGGCUUCUUUUCCAAAGCGAGUCCUGGUGCUCAUCCUUUCACAUGAUUAUACAUUUUCAUUCACAUGCAAAUUAAACUUAUUUCCAUACGAGUGAUUGAGCACCAUGCAUGCCUCGAUUUGAAAAAGAAUCCAAAAAUAAUUUGAAAACGACUUAUUACGUUUUGUUUUGUUAUUCCAUAGACUUAAAAACAUGACGUGCGUCGCUCAGUUUAGAU